AUGCAUAGUGUAACCAUGGGGAAAGCAUGGGGGGGGAUCUGCACAAACACUGUGGUGAACUCUUAUCAGGGUACCCUGUCCCUCUGUCAGUGUGUAUACCUGUAGGUCACUAUCUAGCAGCUCACCCUGUCCCUCCCCCUGUCUCACAGUUGUGUAUGUGUGCUGCUCGUGGGACACUUUUCGGCAGCUGAUGGUGCACGUACACAGGGCUGGCUUGCCCCUGGGGGAGUUUGCCUUCUUCUACAUCGACGUCUUCGGGUCCAGCCUCCAGCCCCAGCCCCCCCGGCCCUGGUACAGAGGCGACGCCGAUGACGUCAUCGCCAAGGAGGCCUAUCAGGCAGUGCUGAUCAUCACAUACUGUGAGCCCCAGAAUCCAGAGUACAGGGUGUUUGUGGAAGACCUGAAGAGAGGAGCUCUCAAAAACUACAACUUCACCAUCCAGGACUCACUGGUCAACCUGAUUGCCGGUGGUUUCCAUGACGGCGUGAUGCUGUACGCCCUCGCGGUGAAUGAGACUCUGACGGAGAGCGGGGGGGUGAACCCAGACGGGGAGGUGGUGACCAAGCAGAUGUGGAACCGGGCCUACAAUGGAGUUACUGGUCUGAUGAAGAUUGAUGAGAACGGAGAGCGAGAGAUCGAUUACUCGCUCUGGGACAUGACUGAUACUGAGACCGGAACCUUCCAGAUUGUGUCGAACUAUAACGGCACCCAGAAACGCAUCAUUCCAGUCCCGGGGGUUGAGAUCCACUGGCCAGGAAACGGCGUUCCCAGAGACGUGCCGGUCUGCGGGUUCGAGAACGAGGACCCCGUCUGUCGCCAAGAGUCCCUCCUCACCCUGGAGAUCAUGUGCAUCGUGGUCAGCCUCAUUCUGUUCAGCAUCACCAUCAUCACCUUCUUCAUAUACAGGAAGAUGAAGCUGGAGAAGGAGCUGGCGGCAGAGCUGUGGAGACUCCACUGGGACGACAUUCAGAUCAGCAACUUUGAAAAGAACCUGCGCAGUGCUGGAAGCAAGCUGACGCUGUCACUGAGAGGCUCCAACUAUGGCUCCUUAAUCACCACAGAUGGAAACUUCCAGAUUUACGCCAAGACAGGCCAUUACAAGGGCAACAUCGUGGCUAUAAAGUACAUCAACAGGAAGAGGAUUGAACUGACCAGGAACGUUCUGUUCGAGCUUAAACAUAUGCGGGACGUCCAGAAUGAGCACCUGACCCGCUUCAUCGGCGCCUGCAUCGACCCGCCCAACAUCUGCAUCGUCACAGAGUACUGUCCCCGGGGCAGUCUACAGGACAUCAUGGAGAACGAGAGUAUUAACCUGGAUUGGAUGUUCAGGUAUUCCCUCAUCAGUGACAUCGUGAAGGGCAUGGCAUUCCUGCACAACAGCGUGAUCGUGUCACACGGGAAUCUGAAAUCCUCCAACUGCGUGGUGGACAGUCGCUUCGUCCUGAAGAUCACGGACUACGGGCUCGCCAGCUUCCGCUUCACCUCUGCCGACUGUGAGGACUCAUACUCCUUCUACGCCAAGAAGCUGUGGACGGCCCCUGAGCUCCUUCGCAUGGAGGCCCCCCCGCCCCAGGGAACUCAGAAGGGAGAUGUGUACAGCUUUGGAAUCAUCCUGCAGGAGAUCGCACUGAGGAACGGACCCUUCUACCUGGAGGGAAUCCCACCCAGCCCUAAAGAGAUCAUUGACAGGGUGGUCCGGGGGGAGCGCCCCUGUUUUCGGCCGCUGGUGAAUGCGCACUGCCACACCGAGGAGCUGGGGCAGCUCAUGCAGCGCUGCUGGGCAGAGGACACACUUGAGAGACCCGAGUUCAACCAGGUCAAGAUCAUACUGCGCAAGUUCAACAGGGAGCUGAGCACCAACAUCCUGGACAACCUGCUGUCCCGCAUGGAGCAGUACGCCAACAACCUGGAGGAGCUGGUGGAGGAGCGGACUCAGGCUUACCUGGAGGAGAAACACAGAGCAGAGGCCCUGCUCUACCAGAUACUGCCGCACUCGGUGGCAGAGCAGCUGAAGAAAGGGGAGACGGUCCAGGCCGAGGCCUUCGACUCCGUCACCAUCUACUUCAGCGACAUCAUUGGGUUCACCGCCCUGUCUGCGGAGAGCACCCCAAUGCAGGUCGUGACCCUGCUCAAUGACCUGUACACCUGCUUCGAUGCCAUCAUAGACAACUUCGACGUGUACAAGGUGGAGACUAUAGGGGAUGCGUACAUGGUGGUCUCUGGGCUGCCCGUGCGCAAUGGGAAGCUGCACGGCCGGGAGAUCGCUCGCAUGUCUCUGGCUCUGCUGGACGCUGUCCGAACCUUCAAGAUCCGACACAGACCCGACCAGCAGCUCAAACUGAGGAUCGGUAUUCACAGCGGUCCGGUGUGUGCCGGGGUGGUGGGCUUGAAGAUGCCCCGGUACUGUCUGUUCGGAGACACCGUCAACACUGCGUCCCGCAUGGAGUCCAACGGAGAAGCUCUGAAGAUCCACAUGUCCGCUGCUACCCACGCCGUGCUGGAGGAGUUCAGCAGCUUCGACCUGGAGCUCCGGGGAGACGUGGAGAUGAAGGGGAAGGGCAAGAUGAGGACCUACUGGCUGCUGGGAGAGAGGAGCGACAGCACGAGAGGGUAGAGGAGCGAGAGAGGGGAGGAGGAGGAGAGAGAGGGAGGGAACGGGACGAGAGGCCUUCCAACUGCAGACGGAACGAGAGAGCGAGAGAGAGAGGGGACCCCAGGCAGAGCCUCUGCCUCUGUACCUCCAAAUUACACCACGGACUGAACUAUCCGAGCUCACUCCACGCGUGCAGAGUCAAUCCCAGCGGCCCAGCCUCUGAGAAAGAGAGAACGAACGAACAUUUUCUGUCCAGGUCCAUUUGCUACAAAGCAGUCUCAAAUAUUACCUCUUGCCACACGAGCCAGUGCCUGUUUAAACUCAACAACACAUUAGCAUCAUGCAUUUCACAUCAUGCAAUCAUUCCGUUGUAAGUACGGGUAUUUAGAUAAUGUAGCGGGCAUGCCAGUCCGGUAUGAUGAAUGCACCUGUAUCCAAAACCAUUCUCAAAGUCAUCAAGGCUAUUAUUAGUGCAGAGGGAGGAACGGCUGAUGCAUUAGGAAGCUGGCGCUGUGUGGCAAGUGGGCUGUCAGAUUUUGACGCUCAGCAAAAUGUGCCGAAAACUGUGGAAGUAAAACCUGUGUCAACGGACUCCUGUACUGGCCGUCUUUAACAGCCAGCGUGUACAAAUGUCACAACAGAAGGACUUCUUUUUUUCAAGUGAAUGGGAGAGGCAGCUUUGACUGUGCAGCCAGACUGUUUUGUGUGGCUGCAGGUUGCUUCGCCUUGCUCUGUGUUAGAGAAGCAACAGUGUGUUUCGCACUGAGGACUUCAAACACAUGACUCUUCAAGAUCAGUGGGAGGGCUUGGACAGGAGAGUCGCACACAGGCAGGGACUCUGAGAUCAGUGGGAAGGUUUGGACAGGAGAGUCACACAGGAGAGCAGGCAGGGACUCUGAGAUCAGUAGGAAGGCUUGCACGUGAGUGUCACAGAGGAGAGCAGGCAGGGACUCAGAUCAGUGGGAAGGCUUGCACGUGAGAGUCACACAGGAGAGCAGGCAGGGACUCUGAGAUCAGUGGGAAGGUUUGGACAGGAGAGCGGACAGGGACUCAGAUCAGUGGGAAGGCUUGCACGUGAGAGUCACACAGGAGAGCAGGCAGGGACUCUGAGAUCAGUGGGAAGGUUUGGACAGGAGAGUCACACAGGAGAGCAGGCAGGGACUCUGAGAUCAGUGGGAAGGUUUGG
Molecule: messenger RNA, 3779 nt
Organism: Polyodon spathula (Mississippi paddlefish)
Lineage: Eukaryota; Metazoa; Chordata; Actinopteri; Acipenseriformes; Polyodontidae
Product: atrial natriuretic peptide receptor 1-like
Exons: 20
Coding region: 191-2614 (807 amino acids)
Biological process (GO): receptor guanylyl cyclase signaling pathway; cGMP biosynthetic process; intracellular signal transduction
Cellular component (GO): membrane
Molecular function (GO): guanylate cyclase activity; ATP binding; peptide receptor activity
Source: RefSeq, a predicted model, not a curated record